Molecule: messenger RNA, 5737 nt
Organism: Esox lucius (northern pike)
Lineage: Eukaryota; Metazoa; Chordata; Actinopteri; Esociformes; Esocidae
Gene: dennd1a
Product: DENN/MADD domain containing 1A
Exons: 24
Coding region: 142-3285 (1047 amino acids)
Biological process (GO): endocytic recycling; endocytosis
Cellular component (GO): clathrin-coated vesicle; cytosol
Molecular function (GO): phosphatidylinositol phosphate binding; guanyl-nucleotide exchange factor activity
Source: RefSeq, a predicted model, not a curated record
UGCGCGGGGGUAGCGUGAUCCGCGCAUGGAGACCAUGGCGAUACCCAGGACGUUCUGACGGGCUAUCGGAAAAAUAGCCCUGGAAAACGGGUCAACGCCCCAUAUAGACAACACUAUACUUGGACACUGUGAGAAAUAAAGAUGGGGUCCCGUAUCAAGGACAACCCAGAGACCACAUUUGAGGUGUACCUGGAGGUGACCCACCCUGGAACCGCGGGCUCUGAUCCGGAGGUGCGGAGGCGAUUCCCUGAGGACUACAUCGACCAGGAAACUCUUCAGACAGUCCCUAAGUUCUGCUUCCCCUUCAUUGUGGACAGUCUGUCGGUGAGCCAGGUGGGACAGAACUUCACAUUCGUGCUGACGGACAUCGAGAGCAAGCAGCGCUUUGGCUUCUGCCGCCUCUCCUCCGGGGCCCACAGCUGUUACUGCAUCAUCAGCUACCUGCCUUGGUUUGAAGUGUUCUACAAGCUGCUCAAUAUCCUUGCUGACUACACAAUCAAAGGCCAGGAGAGUCUUUGGAGAGAACUCCUGGAGUCACUCCACACACUCCCCAUUCCUGAUCCUGGAGUGCCUGUCCAUCUUAGCGUGCAUUCCUUCUUUACCGUGCCUAACACAAGGGAACUACCCAGCAUACCUGAAAAUAGAAACCUAACAGAGUAUUUUGUAGCCGUAGAUGUCAAUAACAUGCUCCAUCUGUACGCUAGUAUGCUUUAUGAGCGUCGAAUCCUGAUCUGCUGUAGCAAACUAAGCACUUUAACGGCUUGUGUUCACGGAUCGGCAGCCAUGAUGUACCCCAUGUACUGGCAACACGUUUACAUUCCUGUCCUGCCUCAGCACCUUAUAGAUUACUGCUGUGCGCCCAUGCCCUACCUCAUUGGUGUACAUUCCAGCCUUAUGGAGAAAGUUAGGGGGAUGACCCUGGAUGAUGUUGUGGUCCUCAACGUAGACACCAACACACUAGAAACACCCUUCGACGAUCUCCAGAGCCUGCCCAGCGAUGUGGUGUCUUCCUUAAAGAACCGCCUGAAGAAGGUUUCUACGACGACAGGAGAUGGAGUUGCCCGGGCCUUCCUCAGGACACAGGCCGCCCUCUUCGGCAGCUACAGGAACGCCCUGCAGAUCGAACCGGGAGAGCCAAUCACGUUUAGCGAGGACGUGUUUGUGACCCACCGAUCCAGUGCCAUGAGACAAUUCCUGCAGAAUGCCAUCCAACUGCAGCUUUUCAAACAGUUCAUUGAUGGCCGCCUGGACCUGCUGAAUGCCGGUGAGGGCUUCAGUGAUGUUUUCGAGGAUGAGAUCAACAUGGGAGAGUAUGCAGGCAGCGACAAGAACUAUCACCAGUGGCUGUUCACCGUUAAGAAAGGGGGAGGGGCCAUCUUCAACACCGUGAGGACGAAGGCCAACCCGGCCAUGAAAACGGUCUAUAAGUUUGCUAAAGAUCAUGCCAGGAUGGGGAUAAAGGAAGUCAAGAGUCGGCUUAAACAAAAGGAGCUAGCAGAGAAUGGGUACUCCUCAGGUGCAGGCACCGGUGGCACGGGACAGGGCGCCGGGGAGGAGAGCAACACAGCCAGGUCGCCCCCCUCCGCCGAUGGGAAGGACGGUGGCCGUACCUGGGACGAACGACGGCCCAUCACCGUGCACUUUGGACAGCCCCUCCGAGAGCCACCACCACGACCCCCACUUCCCAGGCUGCAACGCGGCAACUCGCGGCUCGCCCGUCCACCCCGGCCACUGGUGGCCAAGAGACCCCGCAGCAACGUAGGCCUGGACAGCAGCCCUGACCAUUGUACCCGCCCUGCCCGUCACUACACAGUCUUUCUGUCUGAGGACUCAUCCGGCGACGAGCUACAGCAUGACGACGACUCCAUCGCCGGCUUCCCCGAGAACUUUCUCUUCUCUGCCCCCUUCGAAUGGUCACCCCUGCCACAGCCUUACCGCUCCUUGAAGGAGGCAGAGUUUGUGGAGGAGGCGGAGGAUCCUGUCGGUGGCCCCUCCUACACGGCUCCACCCAGUCCAGUGAUGGAGAAGUUUGCUGACAUCAACCUGUUGGGGGAGAUGUUUAGCUGUUUGGACGAGCCUGAUGGACAGCAGCUCGGCCUGGCCAAGAGCUUGGAGGACCUCCGGACACCCAAAGACCCCCAGGAGCAACAGAAAUUCACCUACCAGCGGAUGGACCUGAGUGGCAGUGAACGCACCCGCACCCUGCCGGGCCUGAAGCACGCCCACCCCUACAACAAGAUGUGGAGCGUGCACGGGCAGGACGACAUGUCUUCGGCUGACCGGCCGUCUUCCAACUGGGACCGGCCCCUGUCUGUGCCCCCCCCUGAGCUCGAGGAGCCACAGCCUCCCAGUCGGGAGUGUUUCGGCCCUGGGUUCCCCGAGCGGACGGAUCCCUCCAGCGCCCCCGGCCAGGGGGGCUGCAUCACCAUUCCCCGCCCUCAGGGGAGGAGGACACCGGAGCCCGGUAAGGUCUUGGGUGUCCCACCGGUGCCCCAGCCUCGGACCAAGCCGGGGGACGGUGGGGGCACCACGGCGGGGGGGCAGGAAUUCAGGCAGGCCCUGGGGAUGGGGGGGGACCUGAUUCUGCAGCCCACUAAGAGGGAGGUGAACGACGGGGAGGAUGUGGAUCUGCUCAGCCUUCUGGACCCCCUGAACAACCCCACUCAGACCACCGCCACGAACCCCGCCCUGGCAGGGGAGGGGCCUGAGUCCCAGCCCGCUGCCGCCCCGCCAGGCCCCCGACCGCUACUACCACCGCGGCCCUACCCCCAGAGCCUGCCCCCCUUCCGCCAACACACGACCCUCAACCCCUUCACGCCGCCGCUCGGCUACCCCGCCCACAGACACUACUCGCCCACCGUGGCAGGAAAUCCGUUCGGCGGGGGUGUCUACGGGCCUCCGGCGGCUGCCUAUUUCCACCCCUCCCCCCAGGGUCUUCCCACUCACCCUUUUUCCACGAUGCCGGGGCUCUACAGACUGUCCUCCCCCAUCGGGUCCGCCCUCCCCACGGGGAUGGGCUCCAUGCGACUCCCCCUCCCCGGUCAUGGCGGUCCUCCCCUCACCUCCUCAGGCAGCCACCAUGCUAUCUCCAGCCUGCUGGACUCUCCGUCUGCCCCCACCCUUAGCCCUGCCCCCAGGGUACUGCCAAAGCCCCCCAGCGCUGCAGAGGACUCGAUUGACUCUCAGGACCCCUUUGGGGAUCUGCUGGCCAUGGCUAAGCCAGCUGUUGCACCGCCUAAAAAGAAGGUGGAGGAACUUCGUGGGAAGUGGGAGACUUUCGACUAAGACCCCCUAUCCCCCCCGCCCACUCCCCUGACUUUCUACUUAGGGGCUUUGUGUUAUUCACCUCUUUCCCUGCACCAGCUUAUGCUGCUGACCAAUGAGGAACAAAGUCUGUCAGGCGACCAAUGAAGAGGCUGGGUUCCGUGCUGUUCCCUCCCCAGUCACAUGGACAAGUCAGUUUCUCUCUGUGCUCUAUGUGGGAGUUUAAACCUCCUUAUUUCACUUUCUCUAUAACUUUCUCUUUGUCUCUCUACCACUGUCUUUUUUCUGUCUCUCUCUCUCUCUCUGUAUCUCUCUCUCCCUCUUGUCCUGUAGCCAGGAACGGGACUCUUAACCUGGGCUUUCUUCAUUCUGACAGGUCAGUCGUGUACAGCCCAAGCUAGCGCUCUCUUGCACAUUAUCCCUUGUUGUUAGCUGUGUUAAAUGCCUUCACUUAGUCAUUAGCUUAGCUAAAACUGGAAGGCAUAUGGCCUCAGAAACGCCUAUUGAAUCUAACCUGUUACCAGUAACUAAAAGGCUAUCAUGUCUCAGAAACUGUUAACCGUCUCAGUCGCUACAAUGGUAACGCUAAUCGUUAGAGUAGCUACUUAUCUGCGUUUGUGGAAUUCCAAGCUUAGCAGCUUUAUAGUCCAAUCUGUUGUGCAUCGCUAGCAGUCAGUCCAUCUACCCUAGAUGUCAUGCUAAGCAAUUUGUUUUAGGAAACACUCAAAAUAUACAUAUUUUUGUUUGUCUGGACCUCUGUAUAAACCAGUGGACUGUACUCAUUGACUGAAUCAAAUCCGCCAGAACAUACCAUGGUUGGUUCUGGACCUUAAGAUGGACAUUUCUGAUUUCGUCACGCCAGUAACUGUGAUCUUUAAGUGGAAAGAUUUGCUAGUUGGUGAAACUUCAAGAACCUAUGAUUGUAACCUAUGUAGUAGGGAGUAAAUAUAGAGACCACCCAGUGUUGGGCCAGUUAUGUGUGAGAUUUAAACUCAUCCAGUGUAUUUCCUUUUGCCCCUUUUUUGAUUUUGGCCUUUUUCUUGUGUUACCAUGUUUUCUGUGUUACAGUGAUCACCUACUACUGAAUCUCUGGCUGCCUGCUCAGUGUGCUGCUACUGUAAUGUGCAAGAGUUUAAAAUGGGUACUGAUAAAAUGGGUACAGUUGUCGGCGGGCAUUACAAAUCGAUUGCCCGAGCACUUCUGUUUCGAUCAAAUAGACUUAAAUCAGGAACCUCGCCACGAGCUAAGACGACACUGGCUUGUGACACUGUCGAGCAUUUCUCCGGAGAGCUGCUUCAGGUAGAACCCACCGCCUGGCCAAUCGGACGAUCUGUCAGGCUGGGCUAACAGUUGGGAGUACUCCAACAUACCAACACUAACAACACAACACUAGGCUUGCUGUGUGGUGGAAUAUCAGUGAGGCUGCAGAGCAAAUCACGUCUAACGAUGUCUGUGGAAAAACUGUUGGCCUCUGCUUUGUGUUUAGAGGGGAGAUGUAUCAUGUGCGACUGAUUAAAGAUUCAUUCAAAAAGUGUUGUCUUUCGAAACACCCCACAUGCAAAUCUGACUGACAUUUUUAGCAGUUUCAUCCCAUCCGUUCCCAGCAGCUUGUUAGAAAAAAUAUGUUCUAUUGAAUUUCUGGGGUACUUUACAAACCAGGAUCAAUGUGUUAGCUGACAUUUCAAGACUUUCUCAGUCCAUGCUGAAAUGGUUUGUACUUUUAUACUGGUUGAAAGGCAAAACAUUUCAUCUUUAAGGCACUGAUUAAUAUGUACUGCAGUAUCUAUACAUAAAAUGUACCAUUCAAUUUUUUUGUCAAUAAGCUUUGAAAAGUUAAUCUAAGACUUUUCUGUUAAGCACAGUGUUAUUGGCAUAUUGAUUAGCUAGACAUACAUUACCCAAAUGUCAAUAAUGAAUGUAAAAGUAAGAUUAAUUGUAUUUAUGUUUAAAGUAACCUUGAUUCUAGCAGAGCCUAGAGUCAAUAGUACAGUACAGCACUAACCCCAUUAUCACUCAGUUAUAAUGAAAAUAAUAACACAUGAGAUUUCAGUGUUUCUUAAAAGCUUGAACUCUGUUAAAAACAGUAACUUCAGAUGUUUCCUCCCUGUAUGGUUUUUGUGUAUGGACGGCUGUGGUUACUUUCAAUAAAACAAGAUCCUCUUUAAGAAUGCGUUAAAUUAAAUAUCCCUCACAGUCCAAGACUGUGGCACAGUGAUAAUUGAAUCACUGAACAUUCAGUCUGCCUUACGGUCUCCAUGGUGUUUUCAAUCUACAGCUACAUUGAAAGAGUCAUGGGUGGGCAUAUUAGCUGCUUACUUUGACCGCCUCUCAACUUCCCCUCCCUUCUCAAUUAAAAAAAAAAUCAGCUUUCAUAGUAUUGAUAACUUUUUUUUAUUUAUUUGGUUGUUUUGUUUUAUUGUCUGUCAAGUUCUCCCAUUUAGGUAUCUCUCAAUUAAAAAGAGCAGUCACACGA